Messenger RNA from Physeter macrocephalus (sperm whale), 2706 nucleotides. It is a transcript of the gene RBM46, whose product is annotated as RNA binding motif protein 46. Gene Ontology annotation, cellular component: nucleus. The record is from RefSeq and is a predicted model, not a curated record. Gene Ontology annotation, molecular function: mRNA binding. NCBI's taxonomy places the organism in Eukaryota, Metazoa, Chordata, Mammalia, Artiodactyla, Physeteridae. Bases 108 to 1565 code for a protein of 485 amino acids. The transcript has 6 exons.
GGCCGCCCGCCUGACCUCCCGGUCGUGCAGCUGUUGUCGCGCCCGCGCGUCCCCUCUGGAGGCUUUGGGACGACGCCCUGGGCGUCCCACUGCUGGGAACUGCAACCAUGAAUGAAGAAAAUACAGAUGGAACAAAUGGAUGCAGUAAAGUCCGAACUGGUACUCAGAAUGAAGCAGCAUUACUUGCUUUGAUGGAAAAGACUGGAUACAACAUGGUUCAAGAAAAUGGGCAAAGGAAGUUUGGUGGUCCGCCUCCAGGUUGGGAAGGUCCACCUCCACCUAGAGGCUGUGAAGUUUUUGUAGGAAAAAUACCUCGUGAUAUGUAUGAAGAUGAGUUAGUUCCUGUAUUUGAAAGAGCUGGGAAGAUAUAUGAAUUUCGACUUAUGAUGGAAUUUAGUGGUGAAAAUCGAGGUUAUGCUUUUGUGAUGUAUACUACAAAAGAAGAAGCCCAGUUAGCCAUCAGAAUUCUUAAUAAUUAUGAAAUUCGACCAGGGAAGUUUAUUGGUGUGUGUGUAAGCUUGGAUAAUUGCAGAUUAUUUAUUGGAGCUAUUCCAAAGGAAAAGAAGAAGGAAGAAAUCUUGGAUGAAAUGAAGAAAGUUACAGAAGGAGUUAUAGAUGUCAUUGUUUACCCAAGCGCAACUGAUAAGACCAAAAAUCGCGGUUUUGCAUUUGUUGAAUAUGAAUCUCACAGAGCUGCUGCUAUGGCUAGGAGAAAACUAAUUCCAGGAACCUUCCAACUGUGGGGCCAUACCAUUCAGGUAGAUUGGGCUGACCCAGAGAAAGAGGUUGAUGAGGAAACCAUGCAGAGAGUUAAAGUUCUCUAUGUACGAAAUUUAAUGAUCUCAACUACAGAGGAAACAAUUAAAGUAGAAUUCAAUAAAUUCAAACCUGGUGCGGUUGAACGAGUAAAGAAACUUAGAGAUUAUGCUUUUGUUCACUUUUUCAACCGAGAAGAUGCAGUGGCUGCUAUGUCUGUUAUGAAUGGAAAAUGCAUUGAUGGAGCAAGUAUUGAGGUAACACUGGCAAAACCUGUAAAUAAAGAAAACACUUGGAGACAGCAUCUUAAUGGUCAGAUUAGCCCCAAUUCGGAAAACCUGAUUGUGUUUGCUAACAAAGAAGAGAGCCACCCCAAAACUCUAGGCAAGCCACCAACUCUUCCAGCUCGUCUCAAUGGCCAGCAUAGCCCGAGCCCCCCUGAAAUUGAAAGAUGCACUUAUCCAUUUUUUCCUGGAACAAAGCUUACUCCAAUUAGUAUGUAUUCUUUAAAAUCCAGUCAUUUCAAUUCUGCAGUAAUGCAUUUGGAUUAUUACUGCAACAAAAAUAAUUGGGCACCACCAGAAUAUUAUUUAUAUUCAACAACAAGUCAAGAUGGGAAAGUACUCUUGGUAUAUAAGAUCAUUAUUCCUGCUAUUGCAAAUGGAUCCCAGAGUUACUUCAUGCCAGACAAACUCUGUACUACUCUGGAAGAUGCAAAGGAACUGGCAGCCCAGUUUACGUUACUUCAUUUGGACAGGGAACACAGUCUCUUCAGCCUGGACUUAUGUAGAAGAAUUUGGAGAAAAUAAACAGGUCCUUUCUGAUGUUGCUUGAGCUUAUUCUCCUGCAGUUGAUCUCAUUCCUGUUGGCUUAAUAUUAAGUCCCAUGGCAAUACUAAGUUAACAUCCAUUUUUAGGCCUCGUUUAUAGCACCAGGAAAAUAAUAGAAAAAACUUUACUUGUGCAUUAGAUGACCUAAUUUCUUCUGUUCCUAGAAACACCAUACCUUUUAUAAAUAAUCACUAUAGUCAUUUUCACACCCUUGGCUUACUCUACACCAAAGAACAUAGUUGAGUUUUUGGAAGGUACAGGAUUUACAAAUUUGGUCUUUAGUACUCACACACAUCUAUAAACAUUAUAACUAAUGAAGCAGGAAAUUAUCAUACAUAAGAUGAAUGUUUAUUGUGGAACAGUAGUAUUUCAAAUGUUGGUUUCUAAAGAAAUAAUUUAGUUUAAUUUUUGGAUUUUUCUGUACUGUAAGUUGAUAAUGGUUUCUUGAAGUUUAUUUUAUAAAGAUGAUUCAUUUUACUGUUUUAUGGUACCAGUAGGAUUCUAAUGUUAAAUUGGUUUGUGGGGUUGUAUAAAUGUUUACAUUAGUAUUUAAAUAAUGAAAUAUUAGACAGUUUUUGCAGUCCAGGGGUAAAUGUGCCUGCUGGCUUGAUACCUAAUACAGUUUCAAAAAAGAAGCAAAUAUGAAUUCACUGUUUUAUAUCUUUUCUUCUUGGACGAUCCCUUAGUGUCAGUACCAAAUUUAAAAGGAGUUUCCUUGUGGAUAGAGCAAGAGAAAUCAGAGGUUCUCUUUUUCGGUGAUCAUAAAGACACAAAACAAUAGAUAUCCAAGAAUGUAUUCUAGUAAGAUCUCUGAAACAUUGUGUCAGUGAAAGUUUACGUAAUACUGACUGAUGAAACCAUCAGGAUUUGCAAUGCAGUGAAUGCUGAAACAGUCUUUACCAGCAAUAUAAGAUUAUCAGGAUUUUGAAUGUUAGAACAUUAUGUUAAACUGUGAUUAUAGUUUUAAUGCUUUGUCUCUUUGAAUUAAAUUUGUAACCAUAAAGAUGUGAAGCAUAAUUGUUAUGUAUUUAUUUACAGACAGCAAUUUACGUCGCAGCUCAAUAAAUAGUCUUUCCCCUGUUAGUGCUACCCUCUCUUCUGGGCCUCCCAGCCUGCUUCC